UGUGCGUGGGCUUCAGAGCUCAGUGACACGGCUCUGCACAGCUGGGCGCAGGCAGGCUCCGUGGACGGGCGUGCGGAGGGCUGCCAUCUCCAGGCUCUGAGCAGCGCUGGCAGGAGCAGGUGGGCUUCUCCAGCAUCCAGGCUGUCUCCGAAGGUGUCUCUGCUCUGCCAGGGGUGGAUGCUGGUUCGGGAUCAGCGGGGAACAGGCCACCUGACACCUCCCAGGGCUUGAGGCAGAAGGAAGGGGCCAGGCGGGCCAAUGGCUGAUGGGAGCGUGCCCAUCGGCACCCUGGGAGAAGGUGCCUUGGCCAGGCUCUGUGAGCUCCUGGACAACUGCAGCCGGGGCUGGAGGAAACUGGCUGAAAUUGCCGGUGCCGAGAAACGCUUCAAAUGCAGCGAGGAGGAGCUGGAGAUGUGUUCCCUGAAGGUCCUGGAGCCCUGCGGGAGCCCCAGCCAGUGCCUCCUGCAGCUGCUGUCAGAGCGGGACUGCACCCUAAAGUACCUGCUCUGCUGCCUGGAUAAGAUGGGACACACCGAGGCCUUCCAGUUUCUCUCCAGUGUCGUCCAAGAGUCCAUCAGGAUCGUGGUGCAGCCCGAAUCUCAGGUGGUUACAGAAGGGACCACAGCGUCUUUCACUUGCUGGGCGACGGGGCCCCCGGGACUCAAUUACCAGUGGUUCUGUGGGAAGCAGGAGGUGCCCGGUGCCACCUCCCCUGAGCUGGUGAUUGACCCAGCUACUCUGCAGACCCCGGACUGGUACAUCUGCCGCGUUAACCACAGGGCCAGCUUCACGUUCUCCAGGUGGGCCCGGCUCCAGGUCAAGCGAAGCAGCAGCCCUGCCUCAGCGAGUGGCUAUUGUUCGACAAUGGUGGGACUGCAGAUCCUCUGUCAGCCCCAGCCCUGCACCUUGGACGAAGGGGACUCCCUCCAGCUGCGGUGCGUGGCCAUCGGGAACCCACCACCCCAGUACCAGUGGUUCCGAAACGGGAGUCCGAUUGAGGGGGCGCGGAACUCCCACCUCCAGGUGAAGCUGGUGACAACCGCAGAGAGAGGCCGCUAUGCCUGCAAGGUAUUUAACCUCUUCCAGGAGCUGUGGAGCCAGGACACAGAGGUGGAGAUUGGCCCACAGCUGUUUGCCUCCGGAGGCUCCUGGCGGGAGGAGGACACAGGGAGUGCUCCAGAGCACAGCGGCCCCAGCCAGCUGUACGCCACAGACAAAGUGGCCCUCCUGAUGGGCAACAUGAACUACCUGCACCACAAGCACCUGAAGGCACCCAUGGUGGACGUACAUGAACUGACCAACCUGCUGCGCCAGCUGGAUUUCAAGGUGGUCUCCCUGCUGGACCUGAGCAAGGACGAGAUGCAGAUGGCCGUCAACGAGUUCCUUCUCCUCUUGGACAAAGGAGUGUACGGUUUGCUCUACUACGCUGGCCACGGCUACGAGAACUUUGGAAACAGCUUUAUGGUUCCUAUUGAUGCACCAAGAUCCUACACUUCGGAGCACUGCCUGUGCGUGCAGAGUGUGCUGCAAAGCAUGCAGCAGCGGCAAACCGGCCUCAACAUCUUCCUGCUGGACAUGUGCCGCAAGAGGAACCUGAACGACGACAUCAUCCCGCAGGUGGGGGCGCUGCAGGUCACGGCCAACAUCGUCUUCGGCUACGCCACAUGUGUGGACGCAGAGGCCUACGAGCUGAGCCAAGGGGAGCUGUUCAACGGCAUCUUCGUCAGCUUCCUGAAGCGAUGGCUGCUGGAGGAGGAGAAGAUCACGGUGCUGCUGGACAAGGUGGCGGAAGACAUGGGAACCCUGGAGAUCACCAAGGGCAGGCAGGCGCUGGAGCUGCGGAGUAACCUGUCCGAGCGACGAGCCCUCACCGAUCCAAUUAAACCAUCUGAGGGCCCAGAGGAGUUCUCUGUCAGGAACCUGCAAUGGGCCAAGGCCCAUGUGCUUCCCGAAAGCCGAUACCUCCAGUUCGACUGCGGGGCUCGGGUACAGCUGGGUUUCGCAGCUGAGUUCUCCAACAUCUUGAUCAUUUACACCCGCAUCGUCGAGAUGCCACAGGAGAUCACACGAUGUGAAGCAAAACUCACAGAUGUCCCGGAGGAGCUGGACGUGGAUUUGAAAUUCACCAACAAGGAGAGCCCAGAGGAAAUGGGGAGCAGCCUCGCCCUGGCCUGGAGCCUCAGUUUCCCCGAUUGCUGCCUCUACAGCCGCCUCUGCAGCCUGCAGAAACUGAGGAAGGAACUGGUCUUCACCAUCUGCUUGCAGUACCAAUACCAAGGACUCGAUGACUUUAUUGAGGAGAACCAGUCAGUAAAUAUCGGGAAGCCACUGAUUGCAAAGCUCAAUCUGUGUGUCAGCGACGGGCCAGGGACAAACACCCCACUGGCCCAUGCAGACUUGUGUGCAGAUGCCUUGACCGGCUCAUUCCAAAGCAUCAGGAGCAUGGAGACCCCCGAGUCACCAGCUGCGUCAGAGGCCUACCAGAGUCUGCCUUGUGACUCGCACCUUGGCAACUGGUGUUCUGAGGAUGGCCAGUGGGUAAACACCCCAGAGGAGAACCUGAGCCCUGAGUUCCCAGGCUCUCACUCCAUGUAGCGUUCGGGGUCUGGCAUAAACGUCACCGUCCACUUCUUUUCCCAGUGUGGACCGAGGGAAACUGCUAGGGUCAGCUUCUGCCUUGGCCUCCACCCCACGCACAGUUGGGGGGGAGGGAUAGCUCAGUGGUUUGAGCAUUAGCCUGCUAAACGCAGGGUUAUGAGUUCAAUCCUUGAGGGGGCCAUUUAGGGAUCUGGGGUAAAAAUUUGGAAUUGAUCCUGCUUUGAGCAGGAGAUUGGACUAAAUGACCUCCUGAGGUCCCUUCCAACCCUGAUAUUCUAUGAUUCUCUGAUCUGGGCCUGAAGACCUUUGGUGGGACCCCAAUGCAAAGAACUGUAAUCUGUGGGGGUUCUUGGGGCAGUUGGCCUUUACAUGCCUCAGCUCAUUACAUGUAAAACAUCACCCAGCUGACUAGUCACUGGGGUGAGGUGGGUUGCUGGAGGACAGUGUGGUGGGACGAUAAGGUGUCUGGAGCGUUCCUUGGGGUGUAGUUGAGGCCUUGGGCUGCCCCCAGUAGUAGGGUGUGAUCUGAAGGUGUCCCUUCUGGUAUCCGCUCCAACUGCGACCAGGGUUGUUCCUCUCUCCUCCCUCCACCUGUUUUGUUCCGGUUUGCCCUGCCUAUCUGGCAGUCUGGGACUGUUCGUAUUGAUCAGCAUAAGAAGCAAGACUUCCUGCUGAGUCCAUUUUCUUACCCCAUAAACACUGUUUUAUUUCCUCCUUGGACAUAUUCAGGAAUUGCUCCUGUAUCAUCAAAUCCUGCAUUCCUCCAAAGCUAGUUACAUCCCGUCCUUUGAGCCAUUUAUCAAACAGAUCUGUCAUCUAGUUUACAUAAGCCACAUUACUUAGUCCAGGUCCUCUCUUAAGGGCUAUAAAUUUUACUCUGAAAGUUUCAGGUGUAACUUGAAAUUGUUUUAAAACCAAAUCCUUGAAAUUAUUAUAGUCAGAAACCUCCUCAAUAGGCAUCUUAUUGGAUAUGUCCAGAGCUCUUCCAGUCAAUUUUGCGACCAAUGUGGUCACCUUGUGAGCUUCAGGAAUUUGAUGGAGAGUGCACAGUCUCUCAAAGGUGAAAAAAUAUUCAGCAAUAUCACUGGAUUCAUCAUACUGUGGACAUAGUCAUUCCCAUUUGUGGAUUGUUGGGGAAGGAUUGUUAGGGUUAUUUGGUAUAUUCUGCUGAGCCUUUGCCUUCUCUAUCUCCAGUGCAUGCUUCCUCUCUUUUUCCCUUGCCUCCAUUUCUUUUUCUUUUGCCUUCAUAGCUCUCUUGUGGGCAGCUUCUUCUGCCUCCACCCUGACUUUUUCUUUGGCUGCUUGUGCAUCAAUCUCCAUCUGUCUGAGUUCUGCCCACCUUUCAUGUUCCUUCUGUCGUUCCUCAGCUUCCAAUCUGGCUAAUUCCAGUUUCUGUUGGACAUUUCAUUCUGUCAUCCUAAGCUCUCUGUAUUUAACCUAGCUAUACCCGAGAGUUAGAAAGAAAAAAAAAACUGGCUUGCAAAAUUUUGCUGUGCUGUAACCUGAUAGCUGUUCUCAGCCUACAGAAAAAUCCUUUUAUUAUGGAGCUGCUCUGUCUCCCAGGCAGAGACAGAAAAAACUCUAACUGCUUUCAGCUUAAAACCUGCUUCCAAGCAGCCCAAAGGGAAAAAAAGUGUCCUUUUAAAAUCCUACUGUGCUUCUGGUUCAAAAUGAACCCACCACUCUGCCACCAUGUCAAGGUUCCUUCCCCACUCUGAACUCUAGGGUACAGAUGUGGGGACCUGCAUGAAAGACCCCCUAAGCUUAUUUGUACCAGCUUAGGUUAAAAACUUUCCCAAGGUACAAACUUUGCCUUGUCCUUGAACAGUACGCUGCCACCACCAAGCGUUUUAAACAAAGAACAGGGAAAGAGACCACUUGGAGACGUCUUCCCCCAAAAUAUCCCCCCAAGCCCUAGACCCCUUUCCUGGGGAAGGCUUGAUAAUAAUAUCCUCACCAAUUGGUAACGGUGAACACAGACCCAAACCCUUGGAUCUUAAGAACAAUGAAAAAUCAAUCAGGUUCUUAAAAGAAGAAUUUUAUUUAAAGAAAAGGUAAAAGAAUCACCUCUGUAAAAUCAGGAUGGUAAAUACUUUACAGGGUAAUCAGAUUGAGAACAUAGAGAAUCCCGCUAGGCAAAAUCUUAAGUUACAAAAAGACACAAAAACAGGAAUACAUAUUCCCUCCAGCACAGCGAAUUUUACAAGCCCUUAAAUAAAAGAAAAUCUAACGCAUUUUCUAGCUAGAUUACUUACUAACUUUAGAGGUGUUGGAAGGCUGCAUUCCUGAUCUGUUCCUGGCAAAGCUAUCCCACAGACAGACAAAACCCUUUGUCCCCCCUCUCCAGAUUUGAAAGUAUCUUGUCUCCUCAUUGGUCAUUUUGGGUCAGGUGCCAGCGAGGUUACCUUAGCUUCUUAACGCUUUACAGGUGAAAGGAUUUUUCCUCUGGCCAGGAGGGAUUUUAUAGCACUGUAUACAGAAAGGUGGUUACCCUUCCCCUUAUAUUUAUGACAGGAGUGCAGCAACUACACCAAAGAACAAUGCAAAUCACCAUUUUUGCUCAUUGGUGCCAGGUGCUGUUCAUCAGCUCCUAACAGGCCUGACAAACUCACUAAACCUAGUGCACUGUUUUCAUGGCAUUUAUCCAAAACUGAUGUCAUGGGAGGUCUCUAAUGAAAGCUUAUGACAUACUGAGCCUCAUAAUCAGUGAGAUGUAUGUAUGGUUGAUAUUUAAGGAAUUGUGUAUAUGUAUUAAUUUUAAAGUCUGUGUCUAAGGCAGGGUUGACAAGCAGGUUUUUGCCAGCCAGAGGAUGUAUGGUCACCUGGCUGCCUCAGUUCACAUGUCAAUUAAGCAUUGUAGCCCAGCACAAUGGAAGCCGUGUUUGCAUAAGAAGUCAACAUGAGGAUGUGAAGUCAAAAUAAAAUCAGCACACCAGAGAAUAAACCCUGGGGCAGGGCAUCAUUCUGACUUUGGGGGCCAACAAUGAACUUGGGGGAUAGAAGGAGAAGUCAAAAGGACACCUCUUUUUUAUCCUGCGCCUGAGGAAGUAAUCAAGCAGCCCCGGUUGGAAUCGCUGCAAGCAGGCUUUGGGUGAAAAUGGACAGCUGACAGGUGGUUAGCCUGGUAAAGUUAAGUUUAGUCUCUAGAAGGUGACUAUUGAUGUUGUGUAUGUAACUUUUCUGUUUCCAUUAUCCUUAUUCACUAUCUCGCUAAUCUUUUAUAAUAGACUUAUGAUUGUUUUCACUAUUAA
Chelonia mydas (Green sea turtle) is the source of this 5849-nucleotide messenger RNA. RefSeq names its product mucosa-associated lymphoid tissue lymphoma translocation protein 1. The record is from RefSeq and is a predicted model, not a curated record. Gene Ontology annotation, molecular function: cysteine-type endopeptidase activity. The coding region runs from base 259 to 2595 and encodes 778 amino acids. NCBI's taxonomy places the organism in Eukaryota, Metazoa, Chordata, Testudines, Cheloniidae. The transcript is spliced from 17 exons. Gene Ontology annotation, biological process: proteolysis.